Molecule: messenger RNA, 4313 nt
Organism: Hylaeus volcanicus
Lineage: Eukaryota; Metazoa; Arthropoda; Insecta; Hymenoptera; Colletidae
Exons: 6
Coding region: 140-1174 (344 amino acids)
Biological process (GO): transcription elongation by mitochondrial RNA polymerase; mitochondrial transcription
Cellular component (GO): mitochondrial nucleoid
Molecular function (GO): DNA polymerase processivity factor activity
Source: RefSeq, a predicted model, not a curated record
UACCGACACAAUCUUGCUAAAUUUUAUUCUGACUACAAUACGAAAUAAUGAAGGUUACAUAUUAGUAAAAUAAAUGUUACAUUUAGUAACAGUAUUGUAUCAACGAUAAUAAUAUACUAAUAAGAAAUACGAACAUACGAUGAUAAGGAUAUUGUUUAACUUUAUUCGUAGAUUUGACUUGCACGAGAAACUAUGGAUUCAUCCAAAUCAAGCAUAUUCUACAACAGCCAAAGAGAAGGUUAUAAGUAAGAUGAAAAUAAAAUUUUUUCCGGAAGAAAACAGAAUUUUAAAAGUAGCAAAUGAAAGUAAUAAAAGUGAAUUAGAGAAAUAUGUUUACCCAUCAAUUGCUAAAAAAAUAAUAGCACAACGCAAUACAAAUGGACCUUACAAAUCGUUGGACGAUUUAUUUGCAAUAGAUGGAUUUAAGAAUAAUGCAAUAUACAAAUUUUGUACUUCAAUUAUCACAAAUAAUAGUGGAAAACAAUCAGAUAGGUACACAGUAACACCUGACAUUCAAAUGAAUGAGAUACCAAAAACAGUAUUAGGAAUUCAUGUAGGACCUACCUUGAUAAGUUGGUUAUUAAUAAAUCACAACUUUGAAGUGUUAGAUUGGAACUACAAACAUUGGUACGAUACCAAACUAAAUAAUUCACAUAGCCUAAUCACAUUGGUACCAUCUGUCGUUGAAAGAAUACCUGCAGCUAGUGUUUAUAUAAUGGAAGAUGCUCAGCUCAUAAGGAACUCAAUAGCUAAAAACAUUAUACAUAUUCAACAACAACUAUCUGUUUCUAUCAUGUCUUAUCUAUCAUUGAGAGAUAGAAAAAACCAAAUUGCAUCACCUCUGAAUAGUAUAUUUAUAUUACAUCCCAAUACAACAGCACGUCAUUUUAAUCUUCUUCUUGGUUCAGAAGUUGUGGCAACAGAGUAUGUUGUAAAAAUUAACAAUACCAACUGUACUCUUAAGAUGAAUAGCACAGAAUCAAUGAAUUUAUACUUAAACUAUGAUAUAUUAGACAGAUAUAUGGAAGGAAACAGCGAGGAACAGGAGCAAAUGAGAUGGUCUCUUUUGAAGUGUAUAACCUUUUUACGCUUAAUCGCGAUUAGAAAUAAUUUUAAAGAAGUAUGGAAAGACAAGCAAAACGAAGAAACAAUAGAAAAUUAUUACUAUAAAUAAGAAAAUAUUAAAAAAUUAAUUAUGUAAUUAUUAAAUGAAGCAAUAAAUUGAACGAGAUAUUGUUUACAAUACAAUAGUUUCAUUUGAUGGAAACCUACUCGGGGAAAAAAGCGGGAAGGGGGAUUACAUUCAGAGUAAUACAUUGGAUGUGUACAGAUCCAUUCAUUUAUUAUAUAUUAAUUUUCAUUAUACUAUCUAUUCAUAGUACACUGUACGUCUAAUGUUUCUCGCUUCUCGAAUACGAACUCGCGUCGGGUAAAUAAACAAAUAAGUAACGUUUCUUCAUAAUGGUAACAGUAAACAUUGUAUUCGUAGAAAUACAUGUACCAUUAUGAGCAAUUUGAGUAAGUAUACGAGAGCAAGACGUCAGAGUAGUGACUUUUUCGUGAACAUAGUCAACGAAUUUGUACGACCAACUAAAAGUACAGGUUUGACAAUAUUGAUGUGCCAAAACUUUUAACGUCAAAUUAGGUAUGCUCGUCAAAAAGAGAGUAACACCGGUACUUAAUCCGGCAGUGAUGCUGUGUAAGAAGCAUGUAGUAGCUACGUACCAUUGUCUAAUCGAGUAUGGGUAAACACACCGUGUAGUUCUCCAUUGUAUAUAUCUGAUAUUCGCUUCAGUACAAUCACAUUGAAUUCUGUCGAUAGCACCUUCACAUGGCAACAAUUUUUAAUGAAAAAAAAAAAAAGAGAUCGAUGUUCAUUGGUUCAAUGUAGAAAAUUAACGGAUAAAUAUUCCUGGUACUUGUUAAAUUUAAUUGCGUGUGCCUACACUCGUGCGUGCUUUAGACUCGUCUCUCAGUUUAAUUAGUAACAUUAACAAAUAGGAACGAAUUGGUAACCGAUUAAGCCUAUAUCCUCUUAUAUAUCUGUACUUGAAAGAACAAUUCAUAUAAUGUAACAAUUGAUUUUCAAUUUCCAUAUUCAUCUAGAGAAAAAAAAGAGUCUCAUACGCCAGUUGUUAAGUUACAGAUCCGGUUACCACACGAUUAUCCAAUCGCGUAUAAUCGCAUAUAAUUAUCUGUAUGAAUCGAACAACAGAAGUAUCAACUAGUGCACCUUUCCACUUUCAUCGCCAAUGGACUACAGAUCGCUAAACUGUCGUCGGCAUGACAGUGCGCGCUAUACAAUAAAUUAUAUGAUUGCACGCGUCACUUUCUAUAAUGUUACUUCGCAAUCGCAUCGCUGCCAGGUUAACGCAAUUUAUAAUUAUUAAAGUAAUACCCGAUCAGACCAGCUGGAAACGAGUCUCGACAUAUAUGUAUAUAUAUAACGACAUAUCUAAUAUAUAAUUCUGUGUAUAUAUAAUAUAUCUAUAUGUAUAUAUACGUAUGUGCACGUCUGUUUUACGCUACAACACAUCGUGAAACGGAAAAAACGUUAAGUACGUUACAAUAAUUACUAUCUUCUUUUUUUUUGUUUGUUUGUUUCUUUAUAGUUCACAAACAUUUUUGUAACUCGAGAGAGACAUCCUUACGUAAGCGUAUACGUGUAUAAAAUCUAUCCAGCUUAAAACGUACAUCUCUCGUGGACCUCGCACCGGAGCGAUAUCACCAGCUCGCUCGGACUUGCAAUAACGAUGCGACUUGAGCAUCAACAAAUAUAACAGGGACAGAAGUGUGACAAUCUCGAGAAUAUUAUUGUUGCGAUUAUGAAAAUACGGCUGUUUUGCUCGGUGGACACGCAAAAUAGUCGAUACGAUUACAACAUUAAAUGAUUCGAUAUUACAGGGGUAUCUCGAAAUAUAUGGCAAAAUUCACCGAAAGAAAGAAUAAAUUGUUCCUCGCUUGAAAAUAAGUCGACUUAUUUAAACAACAAGAAUAACUCAAAUCUUCUUUUAGCGAUUGUACCACGCAGGGACGCUCUGCAUGUUAGUAAACUUAAAUCGUCUAUGUUUCACGGCUAUAACCGCGCAGUUACUCUACUCGAUCGCAAUUCCUCUCGCAUAAUACACAAAGCAUUCAAAUAAUUUGCUCGCGAAAGAACGGAUUGCAGUCAUAGGCAGAAAACGUAUAAACGUUAGAAUGCUGGUAAAUACUCAAAGCCGCUCGGAAUAAUUUUGCUACACGGCCUAUCAUCUCGCUGACGGACACGUUAUUGGAAUUAUCUUGUAUUUUUCUUUUUGAACUUCCGCGUGCGACAAAGAUUAGCAACAUUUUAUUGGAACAAUAAAUGACGAAUAAAAGUUCUGUUUUUCAAAGAAUUUAACAAUAAUUUGACUUUAACUUUUAUAGAACAUACAACCAAUGGAAAAUUGAUCAUCUUUUAUUCGUUAUACGAAAUUUGUUAUCUAGAUGAGCAGUUUGCCCAUCUUCGGCGUACGGCGGUUCUCAUCACUUGCCGAGUCAUUCGACAAAGUCGACGGUCACGUCUUUGAGAACUUUUUCAACCAUUCGAUACCCUGAUAAUAUUACAAUAAUAUGACUUAUUUUAUUUAGCGCGUCAUCGGAUCGUAGACAGCCUCUCUGCAAAUUGUACCGGUGCAAUUCCAUUAACACAGGACGGUCAACGAAUUUUGACCGUCGGUCUCAUGCACGCAUUCUUUUACAAAGUCGCAUCGUCGCGGUAUCUAAGCCCUCAGCAAAGGACAAACAUUUCUCACGCGUUAAAUUUACGUUACGUAUCUGAAGCCAGCUUCUUUGUAUCAAUUCCGUUUCACCCGAUAGCCUUCUUUCCAUGGUAAUUUGCGGGGCAUUGAACUCGCGCCGUGAUCCUUCUCUGCUGCUUCAGACUUCACGGUACGCAAAACGAGAAUGCCGAUGGAUAUUUUAUCGGUUAUAUCGCGAUUAACAUUCUGAGACUUACAUACACACGAAUAUCUGUUAAACAUUCAUUAGACGAGUAGAACAAUUCUUCGCUUAGUUAGCUUCGAAUCGAAGGACCUAACGGGUCGACGCAACAUACGAAAACAGGACUUUUUUCACUCGUUCUGGUUUCAAUAUACAAAAUAUUGUUAAUUCCCCUGGCCUGCAUGCGACACGCUAUUCGAUAGCGAACGAACCUUCCGUGGAACGUCGCGGUACAACAUCGCUGUCAAAUUAAGCAAGAACGUAACGAAUCGUUGUUCCAAUCGCAUUAACAUGUUUGUUAACCGAAAGGAAUAUUCCUCGUUUCAGUUACGGAAAUACGAGUGCGAUAA